CCUUUUGACUCCGAGGACCAUUACCAGAAUGGAUCUAAUGGAGAUAGAUGACAGCGUACAUAUGAGGAAGAACCUCACCAUGUAUAGCCUUGACACAAGAGAUUACAUGUUCAUCAAUUCGAUGUCAGAAGACCUGAUUCAGACUGCUCACAGCUCUGGAGAACAGUUAGAGGCCACAUUGAGUAACGUGACAAAAGACAAAGAGCAGCUGCAGCAAAGCUACAACACCUUAAAACAAGAGAGAGAUCAGCUACAGACAAACUAUAGCAGUGUUCAGAGAAAUCUCAACAACCUGCAGAGAGAAAAGAAUGACCUACAGACUCAGUUUAACACCAUGAGCACAAACAGAGAUGAGUUACAGAGGAGUAAUGCUGCGCUGAAGAGUGAAAAGGACCAGUUGCAAAGAAGCAAAGACAACUUGCAAAGCCAAUUUAAUACUCUGCAGAGGGAGAAAGAUCAGCUGAGGACCAACUACAACUUGACUGAAGUUAGAGAUCAGUUACAGCAGAAGGUCAAUGCACUAGACAAGCACUGUCCGGCAAAGUGGAACAAGUUCGGUACCUGCACCUGUAUCUAUGUUUCUCCUGGAUCAAGAAGCUGGUCCUUAAGCAGAGACUUUUGUAUAUCACUAGGAGGUCGCCUGGCAAUCUUAAACAAUGAUGACAAAAUGACAUUUGUCAACGGGUUGCUGGGAUCAGGAGUGGAAGCCUGGAUUGGUCUGACUGACAGCGUUAAAGAGGGGACCUGGAAGUGGGUGGAUGGAUCCACCGCCACAACUACAUUCUGGGGGUCCGGACAGCCAAACAGCUGGGGAGGAGGCCAGGACUGUGUAGAAUUUACACAGAAUUCAAACAAUGGACAUUGGAAUGAUGAUAGUUGUUCUACUGAGCAAAUCUGCAUCUGUGAAAAAUUCCUGUAACUUACACUUAAAGGGACAUUUCAGUGUUUUGAGGUCAGUUUGUAUGAUGUACUUGGCGAUAGAUGGGCCAUUAGCCUCCAGUGAUUUCAGUGAGCGUUGCCCCUUUAAACAGGACGUGUUUGAUGAAGGUAGAGUAUACAGCACCACAGACGGAUAAAGCUGCUCUGCUUAAUUUAACUAUUUUAUGAAAAAAUGGGCCUAAAAACAAAGCUGGCUCAAUUGUACACUGUAUUGUAACCUUUGGAAUGAUUUCAUUUUUCACACAGAGAGCCUCUGUGUUUGGCACUAUUUUGUACAGUGAGCUUCGUCUACUGGCUACGUGUUCUUCCUCCUCAGCGUAUCUGAGCAGCUGUUUGCAUCUGUGGGCUUCAUCAGAGAAAAAGCAAGCUCAAACUAGUUGUUCAAGCUCAGUUUUUCACUUCAACUUCUGAUACUUUUUUUAAUGGGUAAAAAUAUGCUAACUGCAGCUUGUCUAGUAAUCGGACAAAUUUCCAGUCAGCUCUUCUGUUCUGGAUUAGUUUUGCCAGUUUAUACUCAGAAAGUUGAAGAAAGUCCGUAAAACACCGGCUUUAGUGAGGCAGGGAACUCUGAAUGGGGAGUGAUGCAGUCUGAGGCAUCUGUGAGCCGCUAUCUUCGAUCAGAAAUGUCCUGAAGGAAUGUUACAAAGUCCCACUCAUGACAACUGCAGCUCUCGUGGACACACAGUUUACUCCACCAGGUAACUUGGGAUCUCCCCUGCUAACCAAUCUCCACUAAAAUGUAUCUCUCUCUCUCUUUCUUUCCGUUUACUCUAAAUGGCUCAUUAAGGUAAGUUCACACUGAAAAUAGUGCUAAACACUGAGGGUUUCUUGGUGAAAAAUGAAAUGCUUUCAAAAUGUUUGAUAGCGCGUACAAUUGAGCCAGCUUUUUUUUUUCAGCCCAAUUCACCUAAAACAUGCGGAGCAACUGUACCCGCCUGUUUAGCCUAGUUUCCUCAAGGGCAUCCUGUUUAAAUGGGCACUGCUUUCUGAAAUCCUUGGAGACUAAUUGCACUGUUAACACCAAGUACCUCAUAAAACCAAACUUCAAAAAUACCAAAAUCUCCCCUAACCCACUCCAUAUUAACACAUCUAUAUUAAAAUGGUCACAUUCUAGUUUUAUGACAGAGAAAUUUGCUUUCCUUAUUCAAACAAGUAAACCUUUAUCCAGUGCUGUUAAUGUCAAAUAUUGGUUGGUGUUAGCUCAGGUGAACGACACAGUAGCUUGAUUUUACAGAAUCAGAAUUUACAUUUAAUGACUAGUCCUGAUCCUGAAAUGACCCUCUGUUUGAUAGUUUUGAAUACGUAUGAAUAAAUGUAUGUUCAUGAAUUAUCCUAACAGGGCAUAUGCAUAUAUCAUUUGUAUUUGUUUUAUUAAUUUACUGUAAGAAAUGUUGAUGAUUACAUGAUGCAGGUACUGAGAAAUGUCUGUAUCUCUCAAUAAAAAUGUCCAAUUUC
Molecule: messenger RNA, 2394 nt
Organism: Cheilinus undulatus (humphead wrasse)
Lineage: Eukaryota; Metazoa; Chordata; Actinopteri; Labriformes; Labridae
Product: C-type lectin domain family 4 member M-like
Exons: 6
Coding region: 29-919 (296 amino acids)
Source: RefSeq, a predicted model, not a curated record